Messenger RNA from Rubroshorea leprosula, 1082 nucleotides. NCBI's taxonomy places the organism in Eukaryota, Viridiplantae, Streptophyta, Magnoliopsida, Malvales, Dipterocarpaceae. The record is from the annotation of a GenBank genome assembly.
AAUCUUUGGAUUAAAAAAGAAAAAAGCCAUAAACCCUAGAGUGAAAAAAUAUCAAUAAUUCAAAACAGAAUUUGACUUCUGUUAUUAUGGAGAAGGAGAAUGCAACAUAUAACUAAGAAGAAGAAGAACUGAUUCUCUUUUAAUUUGAUAUGGGUGACGGAAAGAGGGAGGAAGAGAUGAUCAACGACGGUGACCCUUUGAUGAACGCUACGGCGGAGGAAAUUGAGGUGGCGAGAAUCCUGUUGGAGCUGCCAUAUCUAAUCGGUGGGGGAGAGUGUCGACUUUGGUCGUGUUUUACUUGGGGUGGAAGGAAGAGGAGAACGGAUGCCGAUAGUGACGACACCGCCGGAUCAUUACCUCGUGUCGAAUCAUCAUCAUCACCGACAACAACGUCACUGCCAUACCUUCAUCGAACUGAGGAGGAGGACAUUGCACUGCCCAGUAAAAACGUUGAUCAGGUUUCAAGUCCUGCUAGGCCUCGCUCUUUCUCACCGCCCAGUCGUCAUCAAUCUGAAGACAAGCCUAAGAAUUUAAAGAAAAAUGGUUCUAGUAAAAAUAGGAUAGAGGAAUUGUUGGGGGAGAAUGACAAGUUAAGCAAAGAAAUUGAAGAGAUAAAAGUGGAGAACGAGAAAGUGCAGAAUUACCUAGAUAAGCUCAAGUCUUACAAUCUAGCUUUGAAAGCAAGGAAAGCAAAGUUUGAGAAGCCUCAUCUGGAAGCUGAGAAAAGCUUAAAUCUAGAGACAGAAUUGGCCAGUGACCACCAUCAGCAACUUCCAGCUUCCCAGUUUUAUCAGGGGCCGUUCAUCCUUUAUCAGACGGCUGAGCCAUUGCAAUUGAGCAUUGCAUCGGGUAAGGCCCAUGAAUUUUGGAGCCCAGUUAGUAUCUCCGAUCUCAACGUCCCUGCAAAGAUGGAAGUUGGGCUGGAUUUUGGGGCCAGGGUCAGGGGUGCCGCUGAAGCAAGACAAGGGAGAAGGGCCGUAUGUAAAUUGAAGAGUACUAAGGGCUCUAUUUCUACUAGGCCACAAGAUGGUAGAUAACUUCUUUUUUCUUUUUCCUUUUUUUUUUUUUUUUUUUUUUUUUUU